Messenger RNA from Chelmon rostratus (copperband butterflyfish), 3563 nucleotides. It is a transcript of the gene ankef1a, whose product is annotated as ankyrin repeat and EF-hand domain containing 1a. The record is from RefSeq and is a predicted model, not a curated record. NCBI's taxonomy places the organism in Eukaryota, Metazoa, Chordata, Actinopteri, Chaetodontiformes, Chaetodontidae. Gene Ontology annotation, molecular function: calcium ion binding; protein binding. The transcript has 11 exons. The coding region runs from base 1141 to 3468 and encodes 775 amino acids.
ACUGACUUUUGUUUCUGGCUCUGUCUUAAACCUCUCUCAUGUCAUUCCCUGGACUUCAGUUGGUUGACUCAAGAUUUCAGUUAGAUAGUUGAAAAGCCCUUUCUUCUACUGCACUUCAGUGACACCUUGUGUUCAGUAUUAUUACCAUCAAGGCUGUGAUGUUGCUGCUGAAGAACCACGAAGACGUCGCUUGAAGGAAGGAGUAUCACUUGUCUUCCAUUCUUUGCACAUUCAUUACUUAUCAAUGGGAAUUACUGGUCUCUUUAUAAGCCCCUCUGCACUCAAUAGCUGCCAUUCCACUGUCACUCACACAAACAAAACUACGUAAGUUGAUCUAUGCAGUGGCGGUCAAGGGCAAAGAACCGGUAAUUCUACCUAUGCUACUUAAGGAUGUUGAGGAUGCAUGAUAAGGUGGGAAUGGAUAUGUACAUGGUGUUUAUGUUGGUAGUGUUUAGUGGCCCCAAGGAAGACUAGCAAUCACUCUGUGGAGGCCAGUGAUAGAAUAAAUAAUAAAUACAUGAAGAAUGAUGAAUCUAGAAAAGUCAGGUUGUAAGUUGAACUACAUUACAUAGUGGGAUUCUCUGACACCUGAAUGUUGCUGAGAUGUGACGUUUACGGAACAAUGUGUGUUUGCGGUUAAGUUAUGGUACACCAUUAUUUUAUUUUCCUCAGUUUAAUUGUUGAUUGUAUCUUUGUUGUGCAGUUUUGUUGGGCUUUUCAAAAUAUGAUAUGUUUCGCAGGAACGUACAUCUUCCCUGUCUCCAGACCAUUUGAUGCUCUAAUGUUUGUGUUACCGAGCACGUCACCUGCACUUGAAGGCACCACCGACUGACAAAACGUCCUUCCCGGGAUUUUCACGCGCUGCGUUGCCAUGGGGACUUUGUUUUCUUCCUCCGCCUUGUACAAAGUGAUAGGUUGUGCUUUAAAAUAAAGUAAGGGCUUUGUGGGCAAACUCGGGAAAAGUGUUACUGCCUUAGCUGUCCAGACGUAGCGGGUACGUGAACAACCAAGUGUAAGGCCUGUAAUGGACUUUAGGGGACUUUUUCCAGGUCGGUAGCAAGCGCGUGCAAACAAGGAAACUCGUGUAGCUGGCUAACGUUAUCCUUCAACCUCAGUGUGCAGCUCCUGCCUGAUCCCAUAAUGACCAGCCGGGUAGCAGAGGAUCGCCUGCAGGUCCUUCAGAUCUACCGCCUGCUGCAGUGUGUCCAUGAAGGGGAUAAGGUGCAGAUAGAGAAGAUGGUGAACCUUGGCGUUGAAAACCUCAUCAAUCUCACAGAGCCACAAGAUGGCACAGGGGUGCUUCACGUCGCAGUUUCAGCCAACAAUCAGGACCUGGUCAGGUUCCUUCUAUCCCAGGGAGCACAGCCCGACAUCCAGGACAAGAAGGGCCGCACAGCGGUCAUGUUAGCUGCUGACCUGGGCAAUGAUGCCAUAGUGGCACUGCUGGCCACGAACCGUGCUAACCUGAGGCUUCAUGACAAAGAGGGCAAAGGUAUACUGUUCUACUGUGUUCACCCCUCCAAGCAGCACACCCGCUGCCUGCAGGUGGCACUGAAGUGCCAGGCAGAUGUCAACAAUGUGUGUGCACAGGGCACACAUGUUUUCCAGCUGAUGUGUGAAAAAGCCCAGGGGUGCACCCCAAUGUGUCUCAUCAUGCUGGAGGGAGGGGCAGACCCCAAUGCAACAAAUCAGAAAACUGCCGUCACAGCGUUGAUGGGGGCAGCCAAGGCCGGGUCCCUGCAGCUCGUUAAAGCCAUUCUCAAGAAAGGGGGAAACCCCAACGCCCUGGACCGAAAACGUCUCACAGCAGUGCACUAUGCUGCCAUGGGGGGCUUUUUUGAGGUGAUUCAGGUGCUGUCUGCAUACUCGGCAGACAUGGGAGUGAUCAGCUUAGAAGACUGCACCCCCUUGCACUACGCUGCUGCCACAGGCAAUGCUAACUGCUGCAAGUUCCUGGCACAGAGAGGUUGUAACCCCAAACUGAAGAACCAGGAAGGUUUUCUCCCACGUCAGAUUGCCAAAGAUGCUGGUCACAAAGCAGCAGCCAAGGAGCUGAGGAAAGCAGAGAAGCAACGGAAAGGCAACAAAUCCAGCGGCCUCAUGUCAGAUCUUUGGGUCCUGACCCUCCAUGACUGGUCUCACGAGUAUGAGACUGAAUUACGGCAAGCCUUUGGGGACAAAUCAGACACAGUUACCACAGAAAUGUUUAUUUCAGUAUUGGAGGAGCUGAAAGCUCCAGUUGAUCUAGACGAGCUCGAUACAGUCAUCUCAGCCCAUGACAAGGGAAGAGAGGGACGUGUCAACAUUAAUGAUUUCAUCAAAGGUGUCAAGUACAUCAAGAAACCAUUCCUCCUUUCCUCUUAUAUGACUAAAAAGAAAAAGGGAGAAAAAGGAGGAAAAGGAGGUAAGAAGAAGGGUAAAUUUGUUCUACCCAUGCCCAUUUGCACCCUCCCUCCAGAGCUUAUGCCCCGGCGACCAGAUGGAGGCCCACCCCACUUCAUGAUUGAGACAUACUACAACUGCUCAGACACCCGUCGAUUCGACCGCGAUCACCCGCCUGAACAUCCCAUUGUUAAUGACUCAGGAUGGUACAUGGAAAAGCCAGAGAAGGUGUACGUCAGUAUCAACUACUGUGUCAGAAGUGGAGACCUGGAGUCGCUGGACCUCGCUCUCAGUCAGGGGGUUCCUGUGGAUGUUCAAGAUCAGUUUUACAAGACCCCGCUGAUGGUGGCCUGCUCCAGUGGCAACUACGAGGUGGCUCAGUAUCUCCUCAGUCGUGGGGCGGAUGUGAAUGUGUGUGACCAGUUCUUCUGGACGCCACUCCACCACGCGGCUCACGCUGGCCAAGUGGAACUCAUUGAGCUUCUGGUGGAGGCCGGGGCCAGCAUAGAUGCUCGGGCCCUCAGUGGAGGCACGCCCCUCAUGAGGGCCAUCAAGAGCUCUCGACCCUCCUGUGUGGACUUCCUCAUCAAGGCAGGGGCCAGUGUUACUGCGGAGAACAAGAAAGAACAAAACUGCCUCGACAUCGCCAGAGCUUUUGCAGACUCGAGGAUUAUUGAUUUGGUUAAAGACAAGAUGGAUUCUCUGCCUAAACUAAAGGAAGCAGCGAAGGCAAAGGGGGGCAAAGCACAAAGGCCUAAACCUGGUACAGAAAAGGGCGUUGCUGCAGAAGGAGCGGUGCAAGCAGAGGCGUCGACUGCAACAGCAGGAAAGAUAUCCCCUCAGAAGGAUUCAAAGAGCGUCAUCUUGCAAAACACCAGGAUCACAACGGGGCAAACCAACACUGUGGAUAUCACCUUUGUGCCAAAAACGGUUUGGGGGAAGCCGCCCACCACCAGCCAGCUGAUGUCAAAGAUAGAGAGACGGAAGGAGCUCUUAUCCCUUGAGGUUGACUUUGACGACUUCAUGAUGCCUUUCAGCCAGAACAUCCAGAGGAAAACGCUGGGGAUGGCAAAAACCACAGAGUAGACCUGAAGGAGGUUAGCCAGAGAGAGACACUCAGACAUUUUAGAAUUCAGCUGGUGACCUGGACAUUGGAUUUAUUUUGGAUUAAUCUAUUUUCA